Molecule: messenger RNA, 1074 nt
Organism: Spodoptera frugiperda (fall armyworm)
Lineage: Eukaryota; Metazoa; Arthropoda; Insecta; Lepidoptera; Noctuidae
Gene: vito
Product: nucleolar protein 12
Exons: 3
Coding region: 97-807 (236 amino acids)
Cellular component (GO): nucleolus
Molecular function (GO): RNA binding
Source: RefSeq, a predicted model, not a curated record
GUGUCACUGUCACUUUUAUAGGUUAUGUUGUGUUUUGGUGCAAUACCAGACGGGCUAAUUGUAUGUAUUGAAUAUAAGAUAUAUUCUCAAUAAAUAAUGGGGAAAAGGAAAAAUAAAGAAGCUAAAAAGAAAGUUAACUUAGUUUUUGAUGAAACUAAGAGAAAGGAAUUCCUAUGUGGUUUUCGCAAACGGAAGCUAGAAAGAAAAAAGAAGGCACAGGAGGAAUUGAAACAAUUGUUAAAACAAGAAAAGAAACGGAUAAAACAAGAGAAUAAAGAAUCAUACAAGAAGCUGGUAGUGUCAAGCCGACCUAUUCCUGAUAUAGAGCAACUUCUGCAGGAAGAAUAUGAAGACGAGGAUGUUAAUGUUAAAAUAGUGGAACUCUCAGCAGACACCUUGCAGAAGAAGGACUUAGUAAUAGGUGAAAAUAGACCAAAAGAAAAAGUUCAGACACCUCUGAAAAAAAAUAAAAACAAAGAUGCAGAAAGAGCAGCUGUGGUUCCUGGAAUGGGUUCCGAUGAAGAAAGUGUGGAGGAGGAGUCUGAAGGUGAGGAAGAUGGAGAUAAUAAAAUAAAAACAAAGAAAGAAAUAAAGAGCAUGUUGAAGAAACAGGCAACCAAGAAAAUACAGAAAAGUAAAGUGUUCCAAAUGAAGAGCAAAUUAGAUAGAAUUCAGAACAAAAAGAAGUCAUUACAAAAGAAAGGACACAUGAAAGGAAAAGCUGAUUCAAGGAAAGGUCAUGGAAAAUCUAAGGAUAACCCAAGAAAAGAUAAAUCAAAGAAAAAAGUUGGUAGGAGAAAACAUUGAUUUAUUCUAUAACAAAAUUAAUUAAUGAACUGUUUAAAUCUAGUGAGGUAUUUCACAUAAUUAGGGCUUGAUUCUUUCUUGAGAUUCUUAAAUCAAACUUAUUACAUAAUUGUUUCACCAUAUUAAUAUUCGAGUUGAAAUCAAACUGGCUUUGCAUUUAUAACAAUACAAAAUACCGUUGUACGAAACUAAGGCACUUAUAAUGAAUAUCAGGCAAUGAAUAGACAACAUGCAUUGUAAAAUCUUAAUAAAAGAUUAUCCAUUGAA